This is a messenger RNA of Carica papaya (papaya), 2332 nucleotides long. RefSeq names its product glycosyltransferase family protein 47. Gene Ontology annotation, cellular component: membrane. The record is from RefSeq and is a predicted model, not a curated record. NCBI's taxonomy places the organism in Eukaryota, Viridiplantae, Streptophyta, Magnoliopsida, Brassicales, Caricaceae. Gene Ontology annotation, molecular function: glycosyltransferase activity.
AUCAAAAAGUAACGUUUGCACUCCUCCGUAAAACGUCCAUCGUCUGUGACUCUCUCACCUCUUCUAUAUAAACACAUACCACCCCCAAUGGAAUGCUUAUUUUCUCGAGAAACAAACAAAAUACACCACAACCAACAUCGACAACAACGUUAACAACAGAUCAAAAACGAAAACCGUACCCACAACCAGACCCGACCAAGCGAACCUUCCCCAAAUAAAGGAACACCGGGAAAAGAUAUAUACAUACAUACAGGUCCGAGCGUCUUUUCAUUUUUCUUUUUGUUAUAGUAGACGGCAAAUGCGGGACUCCGGCGAUGCCACGUCAGUGUGAAGACUCGCCGGUAACAUGGGUUCGAGUACGGUGAUGGUGGCCGCCGCUGGUGGUGCUUCUUGUCUUAACGGAGCCGUGACGGCGGCCAACGGCGUUAAUUUUCAUUACAGUGGCGGCGGGGGUGGCGGAGGAAGCGGCGGUGGGAUUGGUGCUCGCCGGUUUGUGGCGUCGGGAUUUGUUUUCUUUGUGGGAUGUUUUGUGUUGUAUGGGUUGAUAGCGGCUUCCUACGCGCGGUUAUUCACGCCACAUUAUGCACGCGCCGGCAUGUCUUCUCUGGGUUGCCGGGAGGACAAUGAGGGUUCUUGGUCUAUUGGGGUGUUCUACGGUGAUUCUCCUUUCUCUCUCAAGCCGAUUGAAACAAUGAACGUGUGGAAGGAUGAGAGUGCUGCCUGGCCAGUGGCUAACCCAGUUCUGACUUGUGCUUUAGUUUCAGAUUCUGGUUUCCCAAGUAAUUUUGUUGCUGAUCCUUUUCUUUAUAUUCAGGGCAAUACUAUGUACCUAUUUUAUGAGACUAAAAAUCCAGCUACUAUGCAAGGGGAUAUUGGAGUUGCAAAAAGCAUUGAUAAGGGCGCUACAUGGCAACCAUUAGGCAUAGCCCUGGAUGAAGACUGGCAUCUCUCUUAUCCUUAUGUCUUCAAUUAUCUUGGUGAAAUAUACAUGAUGCCGGAGAGUAGUGAGAAAGGAGAACUUCGUCUUUAUCGAGCACUUAGCUUUCCCCUCCAUUGGAAACUAGACAGAAUUGUCUUGAAAAAGCCUAUUGUUGAUCCUGUUCUAAUAAAUCAUGAUGGAAAUUAUUGGCUUUUUGGCUCAGAUCAUAGUGGCUUUGGAACCAUGAAGAAUGGACAACUAGAAAUUUGGUACAGCAGCUCACCUCUUGGUCCUUGGAAACCACACAAGAAGAACCCUAUAUAUAAUGUUGACAAGAGUUUAGGGGCUCGAAAUGGUGGCAGGCCAUUUCUUUACAAUGGAAACUUGUAUCGUGUUGGUCAAGACUGUGGUGAAACUUAUGGACGACGAGUGCGUACUUUUAAGAUGGAGGUGCUUACUGAGUCUGAAUAUAAAGAAAUUGAAGUCCCUUUCAACUUGGAGGUGAUAAAUAAAGGGAAGAAUACUUGGAACGGUGCUCGCUACCAUCACUUUGAUGCACAGCAGUUGGGUUCUGGUGAAUGGAUUGGGGUAAUGGAUGGAGACCGAGUACCUUCAGGGGACAUAGGCCACCGGUUUAUGCUUGGUUGUUCUUCUGUUGCAGCUGUUGGUGCUAUUGUUGUAUUAUUGGGCGUACUGCUUGGAGCUGUGAACUGCAUAAUUCCCCUCAACUGGUGUGCUUAUUACUCAGGAAAGAGGAGUGAUUCUUUCUUGGCUUGGGAGAGGGCCAAUAUGUUCUCUUCAAAGGUGAGAAGGUUCUGUUGUCGUUUGAACAGAGUACCUUCAUUUCUUCGAGGCUUAAUAAAAUCUAAUACUUUCAUGGGAAAGUUGGUUCUGGUUUUGAUAUUUUCAGUUGGAGUUGUGUUGAUGUGCUCUGGUGUUAAGUACAUAUACGGAGGCAGUGGUGCAGAAGAAGCGUACCCAUGGAAGGGUCAUCAUUCGCAGUUUACAUUGUUAACGAUGACAUAUGAUGCUCGACUUUGGAAUUUGAAAAUGUAUGUUAAGCAUUACUCUAGGUGUUCUUCAGUGAAAGAGAUUGUUGUGGUUUGGAACAAAGGAAUACCACCCAAAUUGAGUGAUCUAGACUCAGCUGUGCCUGUUAGGAUCAGAGUGGAGAGUCAGAACUCACUAAACAAUCGGUUUAAGAUGGAUCCAUUAAUUAAGACCCGUGCGGUGCUGGAGCUUGAUGAUGAUAUUAUGAUGAGAUGUGAUGAUGUUGAAAGGGGAUUUAGAGUAUGGCGCCAGCAUCCAGAUAGAAUUGUGGGUUUUUACCCCCGUCUGGUGGAUGAAAGAAAGAAGUAUAGGGGUGAGAAAUAUGCCAGGAGCCGUAAAGGUUAUAACAUAAUUCUUACUGGG